This is a messenger RNA of Theileria equi strain WA, 3183 nucleotides long. RefSeq lists its product as hypothetical. The transcript has a single exon. NCBI's taxonomy places the organism in Eukaryota, Apicomplexa, Aconoidasida, Piroplasmida, Theileriidae. The record is from RefSeq and is a predicted model, not a curated record. The coding region runs from base 1 to 3183 and encodes 1060 amino acids.
AUGUCUACUACUAUAGACAUACAGAAUAAAUGUCCGCUUGGAGGAGGGAGUACAUGUCAGGAAAAUUCCCAGAUCAGAGCUAGAAAAGAUGUAGUAAAAGAUGCUACAGAUUAUGAAUACUGUACACAUUACUUCCUUUUUGGACAAUGGAUAGGCCAACUUAAUUACGGUGAGAAGCCCCUUAAAAUAUGGGAUGUAAAAAUACAAUACACUCCAUUUAACUCUAGGUACACUAGAUCAGAGGUUGUUACCGUCUAUUAUCGUAAAGAUAGUAACAGGAAUCGUAUAAAGGUUCCUCUCAUUCUUGGAAUUAAGGAGAGUAAGAGUGAUGGGUAUAGAUGGUAUGAGAAUCUAGGUAAAGGUAAUACAAUAUGGAAGGAGAUUAAUGAUACUAGUGGAUUCCCUAAAAGUGACACAGAUCCAGCAAACUCCCAGUUCAAGGAUAAGCUAGAUGAACUUGCAUGUAAACUACAGAACAUUGUUGAAAUAAAUCUCUCCAAAGAUAAAGAUGAGGAGUAUUGUCAUAGUCAUGACAAUGAUGGAGUCUACACUAAGAAGAUAAAGGUUCGACUUAAUCCUGACACAUUCGACUUCCCCAAUUAUGUCACAUUUGAUCAUACUCCAAACACUUCGGAUACAGGAAAUAAUGAGCUUACCAUAGGUGGAUUUAACAUUGGAGGUACUCCACAAACUGGUUUCUCAGUAUUGAAUUUCCCUAUUACAGCUACUAAGAUUACGGUAUUUGUGCCAGCAUGUGAUCAUAGUAAGCCCUUUCUUUUUCACAUAAAUUCCAAUGACCAGAAUAAUAAGUGGUUUAAGAAUACUGGUGGAGACACUUGGGUAGAUGUUACCAGUAAUUCCAACUUUAACAAGAAAACACCAGACCAAGCCAACGAACAUCUUAAGACAAACUUUAAAACUCUUACAGGGAAUUUAAGUAUACAACAAUGUAAUGCCCCUAGUGAGGUAAAACUGGAUAUAAAAAGAAUUCCAUCGAGUGGAAGGGAUGAGACAGUAUAUUUUGAUGGUAAGAAUCCAAUACUUGUUAAGAAAGUUGAUGGGAACAGUAUACCUAAUGUAUUCCUAAAGUAUUCUCACAAACCUGUCACUGAUAAUAGUAAAACUUUCACUGUAAGCAAAGAUCUACAGAAUAAAGGUGUAAUAGGAACAAGCGUACAUAAGAAGGUUAAAGAUUUUUUUGUCUACUUCUGGGAGAGUGAAACUAGUAGGCCUAUCCUAGUUGGAAUUACUAAGGGUAGUGAUCAACCAAAGUACUAUAGCAGGCGCAAUAAUAGCAAUGAAAACUGGAUGAAUACCAAUGUGGUUGGUAUGAGUGAAAGAGAGGCACUUGAUGAUCAAAAUUGUAAUAGAAACGGUGCCAUCCCAUUUGAAAUUAGCAAGCCAGAAGAUCCAUCUCAGUUUGUUUCUAAGGCAAAAUCAUCAGCAUGUAUAAACACUACCAGGACAAUCACAGGUCCUACUACAAAUUUCCUUUUCGUUGAUAACAAAUAUAACAUCAAAGAAUAUACCGUUCAUAAUCAUGACAAUAGUUUUCCUGGUAGUUUUAUUGGCACUCAAAUAUCCAGAGUUACAUUCGGAGGAGAAGAUACUACUGGUAUUAAACUUCCACAAGGCUAUACAGUCUCUAAGAUUAGGGUAUACUCGCAUGAACCCACUAGUGCUCCCCUGAUGCUCCAGUUCAUUAAGAAGGAUAGAAUAGAAGAGUCUACAUGGUUUGAGAGUAAAGACAGUAAUGGUCUUACUUGGGCAAAACUUGGUAAUAGAUCCAGUGGAUUCUAUGGUCCAGAUGGUAUGCCUACUGAGAAGCUUACAACUGGACUUGAUGAUGUUAGGUGCUUAUGUAACAAUGAAGUUGUUAUGGAUCUUACAAAGUCAUAUUCUGAGGCACUGACUAACUAUUGUUGCAACAGUCAUAAGGGUACUGGGCAAGAAAAUAUUACUGUAACUUUCCAACCAAUUUCUUUCAUUACUUCAUCCAUUCCAUGUUACAAACAUGAUAUUAAUAAUGGAAUUACACUAAUAGGGAUGAAGUAUUAUGAGGAUAGAGAUCAUAGUCAAAGAAAGAUGGUAGUAUUGAACACAAAAGAGUUUCCCAUUCAAGGCUCACUCAGUGUCUACACAUUCUACUGUAUGACUCAAAAACCAGUUCUAAUUUAUGUUAAUUCACCUGGACAUAGUUCAGUAACUGGAUGGUACCAGGAAAGUACCACUAGUGACAAUUCUCAAUGGAAUAAGCUCUCCAAUGAACUCCCUGAUGAGAUACCUGACAAUUUCAAAGAAUGUGACAAAAAGACUAAACUUGUACAACUACUCGGAGUAUUAGGUUGCCCUAAUUCAUGGCAUUGUUCUCAAAGCUCUGGUGGCACUACUACAGUGCAGGUUACCCAUAGAACUACUCUAUCCUCAUCUCUACAAGGGUCUCCUGGUGAUGGACCUGCUAGUAAAGGUUCUAGAAGUAGUGAACUUGGUAGUGAUUGUAAAGGAGAAUAUGGAGUAUGUCAUAGUCCACCCGAUGAACAAGAAGAGGAAGGACCUACUGCUGGAUAUAGUCCAGAAAAGAAAGAUGAAAAAUCUGAUAAAUCUACUGAAGAAAAGAAACCUGAAGAAGUUUCUGCUCCAUCUGGAGCUGGUAAAGGAGCUAUUCCUCCUGGUCAAGAAGGCUCUCCUGCUGUUCCUAAACCUCCUCAAGCUCCUGUUUCUGGACCUAGAGGGGGCACUUAUAAGGGAACUAUAAGUUCCAGUUCGUCACAUGAUUGGAAUUCUGGCUUUAAAAAAUUGUCUAGAAAAAUCCGUGUUCGAGUGGCACCCCUUUUUCCAACCAGUGUUAAACCUAUUGCCUCCGAAGGUACAAAACACACUCAACAACCUGAAGCUUCUGCUGUUAAACCUGUCGAUAGUGAUAAAAGUGCUCCUCCUGAUGACCAAACUAAUGGUGAAGGUAAUACUGCUGCUCGAUCAGUCCCUGAUUCUGGAACUUCUCCAGGCUCUAACUCUUCUGACCCUGAUGGUUGGGUUAAGACUACCCUUUCUGUUCUAACUGGUACUCUUGCCGGAGCUGGCUCUCUUACUGGCUUUGGUUGGUGGAUCUACAAACGUUAUAAAGGAGAUCCCUGGGUUAGACAUGGGUAUUCUAUAGACCGUUUAAAGAAUGUACCAUAUUGA